Molecule: messenger RNA, 1329 nt
Organism: Vicia villosa (hairy vetch)
Lineage: Eukaryota; Viridiplantae; Streptophyta; Magnoliopsida; Fabales; Fabaceae
Product: protein PYRICULARIA ORYZAE RESISTANCE 21
Exons: 3
Coding region: 303-1055 (250 amino acids)
Molecular function (GO): metal ion binding
Source: RefSeq, a predicted model, not a curated record
UCCAAAGAGGGAACCGUGUGAAUGAAGCUAUCACAGCACAGCUGCAUUGAAGAGUACUAGAGUUGGCAAUCUAUCACUAUAAACCAUUAUGCACCGGCCGCGCCAAACACUCUCCCACCCUUUUAGCUCUUGACGUGAUUCAACCUCCUAAUACUCCACGUGUAACCUUUUCAUUCGUCACACUUUUUCAUCCUCUUGCUUUCUUAAACUUCAACUUUCUUUCUUCCCCUUUCCUCUGUUUCAUCACUACUCAAUCAUUUCAUUCACAUCUCUUACAUCUAAUUCUGCAAUAUUCCACUGCCAUGGGAGAAAAAGAAAAGGUAACAGCCAUAAUGAAACUCAAAGUUGAUCUUCAGUGCAGUAAAUGCUACAAAAAAGUCAAGAAAGUUCUAUGCAAAUUUCCUCAAAUUCGAGACACGGUGUACGAUGAGAAGAACAACAUCGUAACAAUCAAAGUGGUUUGUUGUAAUCCUGAGAAGCUCAGAGACAAGAUUUGCUGCAAAGGUUGUGGUGUCAUCAAAAGCAUAGAAAUUCUCGAACCUCCUCCACCUCCCAAACCCAAACCCAAAGAACCAGAAAAACCCAAGGAGCCCGUCAAGCCCAAAGAGCCUGAAAAGCCCAAGGAGCCAGAAAAACCAAAACAACCAGAAAAACCAAAAGAGCCAGAGAAGCCAAAAGAGCCCGAAAAGCCGAAAGAGCCUGAGAAGCCGAAAGAAUUGCCUCCUCCUCCGCCUGCGCCGAAGCCCGAACCACCAAAAGAACCUGCAAAACCACCACCGCAGCCGCAGCCGGAGUACAUACCGGGACCGCCACCUUCGAUUCCGGUAUGUCCUCCGGCGGUGGUUCCGAUUGGGGUAUGUUGUGGAUCAUGCUAUGAAGGUAGGGGAGGUGGGCCAUGUUUUCAGGGGUACGGUGGGCCGCCGCAAGUAAGUUGUUACGAUGGGUAUUACGGGAGACCAAUUUAUGAUAGUUACGGUGGUGGGGGGCCUUGUUAUGUGAGUCGUUGUGAUGAGUAUUUGUGUGAAGAAAAUGCAUCUGGUUGCACAAUUAUGUGAUGAUCUCAUUUUCCAAAAGUGUCAGUAAUGGCCAACUGGGUUGGUUAUUCAUGCAACCGUCACUACAUCACCUAAUAUUUGUCAUAGGUGGUUCAUUUUUCAUCAUCAAUAUCAUGGAGUGGUUUUUGUUUUGGUAAAUUAGGAGUACACGUUAAUAAAGGUGUUUGGCAGAAAGCAAUUGAAUAAGAUAUGGAGUUGGAGGGGAUUUUAUAUAUAGAGUAAAUAAAUGUAACAAAUAUACUAUGAAAUAGAGUAUCAUAUACUACUUUGACAA